AUGAUAAAGAAUGACCAAGUGGUUUACAUUGUCCUGGAGGUAGUGAUAGCAUGUUUGGCCGUGGGAGGAAAUGUCCUGGUUUGCUGGGCGGUACACCUCAACUCUAACCUUCAGAGCGUCACCAACCUCUUCGUGGUGUCUUUGGCUGUAGCGGACAUUGCUGUGGGCUUAGUUGCUAUCCCGUUUGCAAUUGCAAUAAGCACUGGAUUCUGUGCACACUUCCUCGGCUGCCUCUUCAUCGCCUGCUUCCUCCUGGUGCUCACACAGAGUUCCAUCUUCAGUCUGCUGGCCAUAGCUGCAGACCGAUACAUUGCCAUCAAGAAUCCACUCAGGUACAGCGGCGUGGUCACUGGGAAGAGAGCUAAAGCCAUUGUAGCUUUGUGCUGGAUCCUGUCUGUGGCCAUUGGCUUGACACCGAUACUAGGCUGGAACACAGGGGGAAACACAACCCAUGGCCAAAACAACAACAGCAGCAUCUGCCCACAUGGCAUGACGGAGUGCUUGUUUGAGGGGGUGGUCACCCUACAUUACAUGAGAAAGCGACGCGCGCACGUUGGCUGUGAAAUUCUGCAACUUGUACAACUAAAGGAACAUAAAACAUGUCUAUUGGUGUACCUAUUAAAGUCCUCCAUGAAGCUGAGGGGCACAUCGUGA
Molecule: messenger RNA, 654 nt
Organism: Knipowitschia caucasica
Lineage: Eukaryota; Metazoa; Chordata; Actinopteri; Gobiiformes; Gobiidae
Source: the annotation of a GenBank genome assembly